GGGCACGGGUGCAGUUGUCCUCUGGGAGACUGGGCCCAUCCCCCUCCCACCAGAACCAGUGACUCUCAGGAAGGCGGUAGCUGCCAGGUCCCCUGAAGGGGGCAGCAGGAGCCAGAGGCCUCAACUGGCCACUUGACCCAGGAGGCAGGCAGGGUGCUCAGAGUCUGCGACUGGUGGACAGGGCAGCCACCUCAUGGCCUGGGCCCGGGUCUGCGCCAGCUGUUGCCAGCAGCUGGCUGAAGCAGUCCUGCCCACCCCCAGUGGGGUUGGAGCUGAGGAGAGGACCCCCUUGCUGCGCCCUGCCCCUGCCAGCCAGUCCCCUAGGCCUUCGGUCUCGGGGGGUUCAGGUACUCCAAAUGCUGGCUUCUCCUGCUCCCCUAAUGGCUUCACCAGCAGUGAAUGCCUCUCUGGGGGGUGUAGGGAAGUGGAGCUGAGUGCAGAUAGCAACUCCCCCUGGGGUCCUGGAGUCACUGGGGCCUCCUGGCCCACAGCCGUCCUUCUGGCCGACCUUGAGCAGGGUGCGAGGCAGGGGGAGUGUGCCCUUCCCAGGGCCGCCCCAGCAGGCCUGGCCCUGCUGAAAUCUGAAGCCAGCCGGAGCUCCAGCCCUGGGCCGACCAGCUGCAUGAGGGCAAGAGCAGUGGCAGAGGCUGGAAAGAGGCACACAGGCAGUGCCAGGCCUGAGCUAGAGAGCUGGCCGCCCUGCUGUCAUGGCAGUCCUGAGACUCGAGAGCCAAGGAGAGGGCAGCCACCGACCACACCAGAGCCACCAUCAGUCAUGCUGUUGAAUGGGAACUGCCCAGAGAGCCUGAAGAAGGAGGAGGGGGCGGUCGAACUGCCCAGGGAAAAUGGGCUGGAUGAGGCUGAGGGGGGAGAUGAGACCACUGGACAGGAAGUCAUUGUCAUUCAGGACACAGGCUUUUCUGUGAAGAUCCUGGCCCCUGGGAUUGAGCCCUUCUCUCUGCAGGUGUCCCCCCAGGAGAUGGUACAGGAGAUCCACCAAGUGCUCAUGGACCGUGAAGACACGUGUCAUCGCACCUGUUUCUCGCUGCACCUGGAUGGCAACAUGCUGGACCACUUCUCAGAGCUGCGUAGCGUCGAGGGGCUGCAGGAGGGCUCGGUGCUCCGCGUGGUAGAAGAGCCAUACACGGUUCGUGAAGCCCGCAUCCACGUGCGCCAUGUCCGAGACCUACUCAAGAGCCUGGACCCAUCUGAUGCCUUCAAUGGGGUUGACUGCAACUCCUUGUCCUUCCUGAGCGUCUUCACUGACGGCGACCUGGGAGACAGUGGGAAGCGGAAGAAGGGCUUGGAGAUGGACCCCAUCGACUGCACGCCACCUGAGUACAUCCUGCCAGGGAGCCGGGAGCGGCCAUUGUGUCCCCUACAGCCCCAGAACCAUGACUGGAAGCCCCUGCAGUGCCUGAAAGUGCUCACCAUGAGCGGCUGGAACCCACCCCCGGGGAACCGCAAGAUGCAUGGGGACCUCAUGUACCUGUUUGUGAUUACGGCCGAGGACCGCCAAGUCAGCAUCACCGCGUCCACGCGGGGCUUUUACCUGAACCAGUCCACAGCCUAUCACUUCAACCCCAAACCUGCCAGCCCUCGCUUCCUCAGCCAUUCCCUAGUGGAGCUGCUCAACCAGAUCAGCCCAACUUUCAAGAAGAACUUUGCUGUGCUGCAGAAGAAAAGGGUCCAGCGCCACCCGUUCGAGAGGAUCGCCACCCCGUUCCAGGUAUAUAGCUGGACGGCGCCCCAGGCAGAGCACGCCAUGGACUGCGUGCGCGCAGAGGAUGCCUACACCUCGAGGCUGGGCUACGAGGAGCACAUUCCUGGACAGACCCGGGACUGGAACGAGGAGCUUCAGACUACGAGGGAACUGCCCCGCAAGAAUCUGCCUGAGCGGCUGCUUCGAGAAAGAGCCAUAUUCAAGGUGCACAGUGACUUCACGGCAGCAGCCACGCGGGGUGCCAUGGCAGUCAUUGACGGCAACGUGAUGGCCAUCAACCCCAGUGAAGAGACCAAGAUGCAGAUGUUCAUCUGGAACAAUAUCUUCUUCAGCCUUGGCUUUGAUGUCCGCGACCACUACAAGGACUUCGGUGGAGAUGUAGCAGCCUAUGUGGCACCUACCAAUGACCUGAACGGCGUGCGCACGUACAACGCGGUGGACGUGGAGGGGCUGUACACGCUGGGCACGGUGGUGGUGGAUUACCGUGGCUACCGUGUCACAGCCCAGUCCAUCAUUCCUGGCAUCCUGGAGCGGGACCAGGAGCAGAGCGUCAUCUAUGGCUCCAUUGACUUUGGCAAGACUGUGGUGUCACACCCGCGGUACCUAGAGCUGCUGGAGCGCACAAGCCGGCCCCUCAAGAUCCUGCGACACCGGGUGCUCAACGACCGUGAUGAGGAGGUGGAGCUGUGCUCCUCGGUUGAGUGCAAGGGCAUCAUUGGCAAUGACGGGCGUCACUACAUCCUCGACCUGCUGCGCACCUUCCCCCCGGACCUCAACUUCCUGCCUGUGCCCGGCGAGGAGCUGCCUGAGGAGUGCACCCGGGCCGGCUUCCCCCGCACCCACAGGCACAAGCUGUGCUGCCUGCGUCAGGAGCUGGUAGAUGCCUUCGUAGAGCACAGGUACCUCCUGUUCAUGAAGCUGGCUGCCCUGCAGCUGAUGCAGCAGAAAGCCAGCAAGAUGGAGACCCCCACCUCAUUGGAAAAUGGCCGUCCUCCCUCCCCAGACUCCAAGUCUGGAGACCCCCAGCAGCCUGAGACAGGAAGUGAGGAGGAGGGCAACAGUGCUAGCGGCCUGGCCAAGGUGAAGGAGCUGGCAGAGACCGUCGCCUCAGACGACAGCACAGCAGACCCUCGGAGCCGGGAGGUGAUCUGCAAUGCGUGCAAGGCAGUGGGCUCCAUCAGCAGCACGGCCUUUGACAUCCGCUUCAACCCUGACAUCUUCUCACCAGGGGUUCGCUUCCCUGAGUCCUGCCAGGACGAAGUUCGGGACCAGAAGCAGCUGCUGAAAGAUGCAGCUGCCUUCCUGCUUUCCUGCCAGAUCCCCGGUUUGGUGAAGGACUGCACAGACCAUGCGGUGCUGCCCAUGGACGGAGCCACGCUGGCUGAGGUCAUGCGCCAGCGUGGCAUCAACAUGCGCUACCUGGGCAAGGUGCUGGACCUGGUGCUCCAAAGCCCGGCCCGCGACCAGCUGGACCACAUCUACAAAAUUGGCAUUGGAGAACUAAUCACCCGCUCUGCCAAGCACAUCUUUAAGACAUACUUACAGGGAGUCGAGCUCUCAGGCCUCUCAGCCGCCAUCAGCCACUUUCUGAACUGCUUCCUGAGCUCCUAUCCCAACCCUGUGGCCCACCUGCCCGCCGAUGAGCUGGUCUCCAAGAAGAGGAACAAGAGGAGGAAAAACCGGCCCCCAGGGACUGCGGAUAACACAGCCUGGGCUGUCAUGACGCCCCAGGAGCUCUGGAAAAACAUCUGCCAGGAGGCCAAGAACUACUUUGAUUUCAACCUCGACUGUGAGACUGUGGACCAGGCUGUGGAGACCUACGGCCUACAGAAGAUAACACUGCUGCGGGAGAUCUCCCUGAAAACUGGGAUCCAGAUCCUGCUGAAGGAGUACAGCUUCGACAGCCGCCACAAGCCCGCGUUCACUGAGGAGGACGUGCUCAACAUCUUCCCCGUGGUCAAGCAUGUCAACCCGAAAGCUUCGGAUGCCUUCCACUUCUUCCAGAGUGGGCAGGCCAAAGUACAGCAGGGCUUCCUGAAGGAGGGCUGCGAGCUCAUCAACGAGGCCCUGAACCUCUUUAACAACGUGUACGGAGCCAUGCACGUGGAGAUCUGCGCCUGCUUGCGCCUCCUUGCCCGUCUCCACUACAUUAUGGGCGACUACGCCGAGGCCCUGAGUAACCAACAGAAGGCAGUGCUGAUGAGCGAGCGAGUGAUGGGCAUUGAGCACCCCAAUACUAUCCAGGAAUAUAUGCACCUGGCCCUGUACUGCUUUGCCAGCAGCCAGCUGUCCACAGCCCUGAGCCUGCUGUACCGUGCCCGCUACCUCAUGCUGCUUGUGUUUGGGGAAGACCACCCCGAGAUGGCACUGCUGGACAACAACAUCGGGCUGGUGCUGCAUGGAGUGAUGGAGUACGACCUGUCGCUGCGUUUCCUGGAGAACGCGCUGGCCGUCAGCACCAAGUACCACGGGCCCAAGGCCCUCAAGGUGGCCCUCAGCCACCACCUUGUCGCCCGGGUCUACGAGAGCAAAGCAGAGUUCCGCUCAGCACUGCAGCACGAGAAGGAGGGCUACACCAUCUAUAAGACCCAGCUGGGUGAAGACCACGAGAAGACCAAGGAGAGCUCUGAGUACCUCAAGUGCCUGACCCAGCAGGCUGUGGCCCUGCAGCGCACCAUGAACGAGAUCUACCGCAAUGGCUCCAGCGCCAACAUCCCGCCCCUCAAGUUCACAGCCCCCAGCAUGGCCAGUGUCUUGGAACAGCUCAACGUCAUCAACGGCAUCCUAUUCAUUCCUCUCAGCCAAAAAGACUUGGAGAAUCUGAAAGCUGAGGUGGCGCGGCGACAACAGCUCCAGGAGGCCAGCAAAAACAGGGAUAAGUCUGAGGAGCCCAUGGCCACUGAGCCUGAGCCAGCGGCGGCCCCAGAUGACAUGGGCUCCCAGCCCCCGGCUACCAAGGACCCUUCUUCCCCGAGCUUGCAGGAGUAGACAGGGAGAGACAGUACAGUCAGCGGCCCCAUUACCCAAUGAUCCAGACUCCAGGAGAAGGGGACGCCCCCUGUAGAACAGGAGAGGAAGCAAGUCCCUCUUCUUCCAUGUUCCAACCCCAUCCCUAAUCCCAGCAUCCUCCUGGGACCCCAGCCUGGCCUGCCUGCCCCCUAAAAGAUGUUUUUGCACUGGUUCAAUGAAUAUACGAUGCAGAGGCCUAAUUGAAGACACAUGAAUGGAGUGUGUGGGCAUCAGUUCCCAGCUGGGGGGCUGGUGCCCCUCAGGCCCCCCCAUCUUCGAGCAGGUGUGUACGAGUGUAUCCAUGCCCGUGUCUUGAUCCGUCCUUCCUAAUUUGUACAUAGCCCCGAGUCAGUUCCGAGUGGAUGAUGUACAGAUGAAAUUUCUCAGGUCAUUUGUAUGUUUGACAUUAUGGCUGCUGCUUUUGCUGCCACUACCCCCGGGCCUAACCUGGCUUAAGUCCAGGUUUUAAGCCAAAAAAGACAGAGGUCUUUCCUGUGUCCUGGGAUGGGGAGCCAGAGCUCUGUGGCAAGACUGGAGGAUUGGGGUGCACUUUAGUUUUGUGGCAAGAUGACAACUGCAGCAGCUUUACUAAUUGUGAUUGAGCCUGGCCUGGCUGUAGCUCCUGGGUGAGGGGAAGGGGUGUCCAUGGCUAUCUUCCAGACAUGUUUGGGCUCAGCCCCAGCCUGUCUGCCUUUGGGCCCAGCAGGAGGCACUGCCACAGGCUCUGACUUGCCUCCCUACUCCCUGCACCCCAGAUGGGUAUAACCUUGGGGCCUACAGUCUGAAUGUAUCCUUCUCCCCAUUUUAACCUUAGCUGCCUAACGCACAGUGGGGAUGGGUGGGUGAGGGGCUGGGGGAACCAGGGCUGAAUCAUGGAUCCUGGGGAAAAGUUACCAGAUAACAGGAGUGAUUGUCACCUCUCUGUGGAGCCCCGCUCUCUACCUGGUUCUUGCCACAAGCAGCUUUUACAGAGAGUAGCUCUGGGUGAGGCCAGGUGGGUCUCCACAGGCCCCAGCUGCUUCCUCUCCCCGCCUGCCUGUGCUGCUUCUCUGUGCCUGCUGUUGGAGGCCUGACGAGGAGGAGAUUGCCACCCUGGGAGACCGAGGGAGCUGUGUCCAGGCUGGGGCCUCUGCCUGGGGCUUUGCAGAGAGCUGCUUAUGGGUAUGGUCUGUCCAAACACCUUGUUUCAAAGGGAGUGGGCCUAAACUAGCAAGCAAAGCAUCCCCACAGCUGAUCAAGAACUUUUUCUUGUUUUUAAACCAUCACGUCUUCAUUUCACAUUGGAAUAAAGUGAGUUUUUGAAACCUA
Molecule: messenger RNA, 6040 nt
Organism: Cynocephalus volans (Philippine flying lemur)
Lineage: Eukaryota; Metazoa; Chordata; Mammalia; Dermoptera; Cynocephalidae
Gene: CLUH
Product: clustered mitochondria homolog
Exons: 26
Coding region: 194-4711 (1505 amino acids)
Biological process (GO): intracellular distribution of mitochondria
Cellular component (GO): cytoplasm
Molecular function (GO): mRNA binding; protein binding
Source: RefSeq, a predicted model, not a curated record